Girardinichthys multiradiatus is the source of this 1293-nucleotide messenger RNA. Its product is annotated as chemokine-like protein TAFA-5. Gene Ontology annotation, biological process: G protein-coupled receptor signaling pathway. NCBI's taxonomy places the organism in Eukaryota, Metazoa, Chordata, Actinopteri, Cyprinodontiformes, Goodeidae. The record is from RefSeq and is a predicted model, not a curated record. The transcript is spliced from 4 exons. The coding region runs from base 514 to 894 and encodes 126 amino acids. Gene Ontology annotation, molecular function: receptor ligand activity; G protein-coupled receptor binding.
AGAGGCUCGCAGGGAACUGGAGGAGAGGGUCUGUUAACAGAGAAUCCUCAGAGCAGCAGCGGCUACGGCUCUCUGUCAGAAGCGCAACAUGCCCGCUUUAGCAGCAGCUUCCAUCAGAAGCGCCUCCCCUGAUCUCCCGGUGGAUUUACGCCUAUCCAGAACCUUGGCACAUCAGAAAUGGACUGGGGUGUAGGUCGUCAGCAGUGUUGGCAAACUUAUUCUGUACAGUAAAUGUGUUUUUUAGAAGAACGUGUUACUGUGGAACGGACCACAAGCAGCAUACCGGGCUCUGCUGACCCCCAGAACUAUUGCUGGGAGACUACAACCUGUUUCGUUUCAUUAAAAGGGAUCACUUUUAAAUAAUUCCUGUAGUAACUCGGUCUAUAGCUGCCGAUCAUGAGUGGUUUCGGUCCUCCUUUGGCUCGGAUCGCAAUGAAUAUGGUCGUGAAGAGGACACAGUAGAGCGCGGAUCGAAUCAUUCCGGUUCGGACGUUUCUCCUACGGGUCUCCGUCAUGCUUCUCCUCCGGCAGGCCUGGGCUCCGAUUGCCGCCGCUGUCUCCUUCCUGCUCCUCCUGCUCAUCCACAACCACCUGCUAAGAGAAGGAGGUCAGCUGGUGGCAGGAACCUGUGAGAUUGUAACUCUGGACCGAGACAGUAGCCAGCCCAAGAGGACUAUCGCUCGUCAGACAGCCCGUUGUGCCUGCAGAAAAGGACAGAUCGCUGGAACGACACGAACCAAACCAGCCUGCGUUGAUGUUCACAUCAUCAGCAGUCGACAGUGGUGCGGGAUGACUCCAUGUUUGGAUGAUGAGAGUUGUAACCUCCUGGUCAAUCAGUCAGGCUGGACCUGUACACAACCAGGAGGCCGAGUAAAGACUACUACGGUUUCUUGACAGUGGCAAAGAAGACAACAAAGAAUGAUUCCUGCUGUUGAUUGACUGCCCUUCCCAUGAAAAGAAACAGGUGCCAGUUCAGGUUAAUUCCUACAGUCCAAUCAUGAGCCACCAUCAGAGCCAAGGAGCAACGUUGCAGGACUUCAUGCUGGGGGGAAAAGACUUUGUUUGAUUUUCCCCUAGAUCUGACUAACAAAUGACAAAGUCCCAUCAAUGGAUUUUUUCUUCUUUCUUACAAUAAACAGAAGCAACAUUGAAAAAAUUAGAGACUUGCAGCUCCUCCUGGAUGAGCAGGUAGCGACAGUGGACAGUCACUGGCGUUGACUUUGCAGCAAUCCCUCAUACUGAGCAUGCAUGUAGCGACAGUGGAAAGGAAAAACUCCCAUUUAACAGGAAGAA